This is a messenger RNA of Pangasianodon hypophthalmus (striped catfish), 758 nucleotides long. RefSeq names its product cysteine-rich protein 1 (gene crip1). The coding region runs from base 120 to 353 and encodes 77 amino acids. NCBI's taxonomy places the organism in Eukaryota, Metazoa, Chordata, Actinopteri, Siluriformes, Pangasiidae. Gene Ontology annotation, biological process: regulation of gene expression; intrinsic apoptotic signaling pathway in response to DNA damage. The record is from RefSeq and is a predicted model, not a curated record. The transcript is spliced from 5 exons. Gene Ontology annotation, molecular function: zinc ion binding.
CGCUUGCAGCUGAAGGCGAGGUCAGUGCAGGUGGAGGGUUAAUCGCCGCUGCUGCUGCGCAAAUCUUUCCGCCCGGAGCUAUUUCAUUCUAGCAAGGAAACAAUACUGCAACUGCCAACAUGCCUAAAUGCCCCAAGUGCAGCAAGGAAGUGUACUUUGCCGAGAGAGUGUCAUCUCUGGGUAAGGACUGGCACAGACCCUGUCUGAAAUGUGAGAAAUGCAAUAAAACCCUGUCUGCAGGCUCCCAUGCAGAGCAUGAGGGAAAGCCGUACUGUAACAAACCAUGUUACUCUGCACUCUUCGGACCCAAAGGGUUUGGACGUGGAGGCACCGAGAGCCACACAUUCAAUUAAAUCCAGACUCAGGUUUCCUCCCUCUACAAACCAGCAGGGGAAACUAGGACACCAUGCUGCAAGCCUUUUUAUCUAUAUAUAGCUCAACCAAAGAAGAAAGUGACCAAAUCAUGGCCCUCUGGCUAUGGACAUACUAUUUUUUGUUAUGAGCAAUGAGGGAUGAUUUCUGAGAUCUAGAUUAAGCCUGAAUUUAGGCUAAAAUGUUUUUUCACGGAUUAAUCUCCAUCAUUAUAUUUUAGUUCAAAACCAGCCUUAAUGCAGUGUCAGAAAUUAAGCCCAGUAGGUUUUAGUUUGGAGAAUGUAAUGUAGUUUGAUAUACAUAAAACCAUGGAAUGAUGUUUGGGAUAGUUCUGAAGCACUAUACAAAAUCAUUUUUGUAAUUAAACAUUGAGUUGUAAACAUUCA